Messenger RNA from Trichoplax adhaerens, 405 nucleotides. RefSeq lists its product as uncharacterized. The transcript has 5 exons. The record is from RefSeq and is a predicted model, not a curated record. Bases 1 to 405 code for a protein of 134 amino acids. NCBI's taxonomy places the organism in Eukaryota, Metazoa, Placozoa, Uniplacotomia, Trichoplacea, Trichoplacidae.
AUGGAUUGUGUUACAAGAUACCCAGAAGUGGUGGCUAUUUCUAAAGCUGAGCUUUAUUACGCGUGGAAUAAAAGAGGAAAAGAUCGACUACAAAUUACUGGCAAGUAUGACUUGAGAACUCUACCAGAAACCCUUGUUUCUACUACUACUGCGACCGAUGUGUUACCGACACACUACCGACGUUUGCAAGAUAUAAAUUCAGCAGCGAUUAUAGGGUGUCCAAAGGCCCUCGAACCUUCCAUCCAUCCAGCAUAUCGAAUAAAGGCCACAUCAGUUGUUUUAUGGGGAAUUUCUCUUACCGGAAAAGAAAUCAAUUCCCCUAGAGAAGAGGUUCUUGAUAAUGUCGCUUUGACCAGGGCUUACAAUAAUAAUAUUACAAGCUAUGACUAUGAUGCCAGUAUCUAG